AAAAAAUUUAAAAUGGCAGAAGCUACACCUGAAAUCACGUUAUAGAUAUAUGCCUAAGCACUUGAAAAUUUGGAGAAAGCAUACGACAUCUUGCAUACUCCUUAUUCCAAUUUUAUGGUUGAGAGCACAAAAAUCUUGGUAUCUCCUGAUUAUCCAGUUGAAAUAAGAAUCAAUAUUGGAGUGAUGCUGAGGAAUAUUUUGAUCGAAUAAUGGGAAUUGAUAUAGCCUUCUCGUAAAAUAAUACGUGAACUCCUUUUAAAUGGGUUAGUUAUGAAUGUGUCAAACAUGCCUAUCAUAGAAUUGAUUGUAAUCAAUAAUUAAUACUUAUAAGUCAUCAAUAAUCGUAUCGAUAAUUGUAUUGGACCCAAGUCACAUAUGGCCAAGUCCAUUGAUGGAGCUUUUAAAUUGGAUGGACGAUAUAAACGCAGUUGAAUCUAGUUUAGAGCUGUUCUUAUAAUUGUUUGGCAAAUUGAGUGAGACAAAUGGAGAGCAUUAGAAUUUGUUGAAAGAGAUAGUGCCUUCAGUGCUUGAGAAGGGAUUUGGAAUAUUUGCAUAGCCAGAAUUGAAUGAGAUGCUGAGAGAGAAAAUAUUAUUGAUGGUGUACCUGGUAUUGAGAUCAAUUUCAUUUGCUGAUGGAACUGACAAUUCCUUGGUUAAUAAAUGUAUGGACAAUACAUUCUAAAUAUGGAUGGUAUCAUAUACAAAUAUAAUAAUAGUCAUUAUUUUUGUCAGCCUUGCAAACAUCACCAAAAUCACAUAUCUUUAUAAAGAAGUUGGUUUUGAAGAUUCUGAUAGUGAUAUUCAGAGAUUUCGGAGUCUACAGUAGGAAAUCCCUGGCUCUCUCUUUAAUCCCAAUUUGGAAGUUCUUCAACUCCAUAACUCAAUUAUACAUUGGACACAUAGUGUAUUAGAUAGAUGUGGAACAUAUAGACGGAUUGUUUGUGGAGGAAUCAAAAGAGUUGCCAAUUAGUAAUUAAAGAAUAAUAAAUUUAAGAAAUGGUAAAUCUAAGUUGUAAUUAUGUUAGACAUUGAGUACAAAUAUCUGAAUGAGGAUGACGAUUACGAGAAUCACAUCGAAGGAUUGUGUGCAUAUUCUAUAGAGUUGAUUACCAUCUUAGUUACAAAACCAGCUCUUUAUAAUUUAAUUAAGUUUGGAACCUUCCCAUUGUUGAAUACUCUCUCAACAUUUUUGACUGCCACCAAAGAAUAAGAGAAGCAAUGGGUUAAGGAUCCUAGUUACUUCAUACUGAAUGACGAAGAAGAAUUGCUUUAAAAGAGUGUGAGAACCUUGGCCUUGAAAUUGAUUAAUGAUAUGAUUGAGAAAUACGGGGAUCAGUUCAUUCAAUAAAUACUAAUUGUUGGAGAGAAGUUAAUACUUAAUAGAGAUGAGAAAGAGUUCAUCGAUUUGGCUCAAUCCAUCAUAUCCAAAUUGAAUUUCCAGGAAUUAAAAGGACAAUAAUCUAAAGAUUUUGAUUAAGAUAGUGUUAUGCAAUUUAUGAAGGGUUCAAUCAUUACUAUCAACAAUAACCAUUAUCUCAGAUCAUUUAUACAAAAGAGAAAGGAAACUGGUUACUUAUUAUUGGGUAGUUUCUCAGAAGACAUUAUUGUGUUUUAGCAAAAACAUCAGAGCACUUUCGAUAUCAAAAAGUGCAUGUAGAACAUUCUGUAUGAAUUGGAGAAAUAGAGUAAAAUUUCAUAAUACCCUAUUAUUAGAUUCACAUAGUUUAUAAGCUAGAGCUAUUUGGAGUACUACCAGAUAUUCAGAUUUGAUUAGUCACUAAUUCAAAGAACUAUUUGUGCCUCUUUUUGAAUCAGUUAUAGUGUAUUUGGAUUCCAAAUAUCCAAUUACUCUGAGAAUUAUCUCAGUCAAGGCAUUAGGAAAGUAAAUUUAUACAAUAAAUGAAGUUAUGCUUCCAAGAUUCAUAAAUAUAGCAUUCCUUUUGAAUAUAAACAAGAGUUUAUGGAAUCAGUGUUGACUGUGUUAUAAGAGGCAACUCAAGACUAAAUGAUUUCUAUUUUAGAAUCUACAAUCCAUCUAGUUAAAUUCUCACCUAAUUUGGCUACUACUUUAGCAAAGAAUGGAUCGAAGGUUUUAUUAUAGUUUUUCAGUGUUUUCCAUUCAGAAUAAGUUGUUAUUAAACCAUUUAAUGAAUUGAUAGUGAGAAUCUGCUAAUGUAAGGAGGCAUACCCUUAUAUCUUUGAAGUAAUCGCAAUUAUUUAUUCAAGGUGUUCUGUCCAUUCAUUUUGGAUUGUUUUUAGGUGUUCUACGAGGAUGUCCACAAAAUACAAGACAAGAGCAAGAUCAAACAAAGUGAUAUUUCAUUGAUGAGUGCCAUCAUGAACAUUACAUCAACCUUUAUCAAAUUCUGUUCAGAUAGUAAGGCAUAAGAUGCUUUUAUUAAUUUGUUACCUUCGAUGGUUAAUUUGAUUCUGAUUAAUGAAGACCCAUAAUUAUAGGUUCACACUAGUUAAUGUCUCAAGAACUUUAUUAUCAUAGAGACAGGAUAAAUUUUGAAGAUGUAUAUAUGUAUUUACAUAUCAAAUUAGGAAUUUGGUUCAAGAUGUCAUGAAAGUCAACUUAAAAUUAUUGGAAGUCCCUUAGAAUUCAGCCAAUGAAUCAGCCUCCUUAUUUGCAGGUAAUUUAGUUAUGAUUACAAUCAACAAUCUCUUGGAUGGGAAUCCUGAUCUGAAUCUUUUGAAGGCAGUUGUGUUUAAGAUUUACAGAUCUAGGAUGCCAUCGACAGUCCAAUCUUUAGUUUUAGUCUAUGCUAGAAUGAUAAUUGAAAAACCAAAAGAAUCAAUAGCAUUCUUAACCUCUUGGAGCAUUGACAAUAGAAUGGCUCUUAAAGUGCUGAUUGACAAAUGGUUAUUGUAAUAGCCCCUGUUUAGAGGAAAGGGAACUAAGAAUGCCACUUUCUCAGCCUUAAUGAAAUUGUUUUUAGUUAAAGAUAAAACUCUAGAGAACCUAUUAGUUAUUGGGUAUAAUCCAAGUCAUCAGAAUAUCAAUAGUGGUAAUAAUAACAUACAAUAACAUAUAAGAUGUAUAUGCACCAUUCAAAAUCUUGUCUCUGCUUAUACGAUGUCUAGAUAAUGAAAUUGUGCCUUCAAAACAGGACAAUGUCGAUUAAUAAUAAGAAGAUGAUCGUUUGGAAGUGGACAAUGACGAAGAUGAUUUUAAUGAUAAGAGGUAUCAAGAUCAAGUUGAUGUGGAUUUAGAAAAAAUUAAAGAUGAUGAAGAUUAAGACAUUGCAGACAGAUUUGCUGUAUUUUUUAGAUAUCUAUCUAUUUAGUUGUUGGAUCCAAAAGAAAAGAAAGACAAAGGAUUGGCAGAUUUGGAGACAGGAUCAACGUUGUAUAUGAGUGAAUUCUUAGAUUUUAAUCAAGAAGUUGGAGAAGAAUGUGAUGAAACGACUGAAGAGGACUUAACUUAUCUGAAAGAUCCAUGUUUAAAUAUCAAUCUUGUGGUAAUACUGAUCAAUAUAUAACCAAGGAUACUCUUAAAGAGUUUUUCACAAAUUUAUAAAAAAAUGACCAAGAAUAUUUCAAGUUUUGUUUACGCCAUUUACUUAAAGAGGACAUUCUCUUAUUAUAGAAGCAUAUUAAACUAAACUCCUGA
Molecule: messenger RNA, 3616 nt
Organism: Paramecium octaurelia
Lineage: Eukaryota; Ciliophora; Oligohymenophorea; Peniculida; Parameciidae
Source: the annotation of a GenBank genome assembly